This is a messenger RNA of Molossus molossus (Pallas's mastiff bat), 1287 nucleotides long. RefSeq names its product A-kinase anchoring protein 5 (gene AKAP5). Gene Ontology annotation, cellular component: excitatory synapse; plasma membrane; dendrite membrane. The transcript has a single exon. Gene Ontology annotation, biological process: positive regulation of adenylate cyclase activity. Lineage: Eukaryota; Metazoa; Chordata; Mammalia; Chiroptera; Molossidae. The record is from RefSeq and is a predicted model, not a curated record. Bases 1 to 1287 code for a protein of 428 amino acids. Gene Ontology annotation, molecular function: adenylate cyclase binding; GABA receptor binding; molecular adaptor activity.
AUGGAGGCCCCAGUUUCUGAAAUUCAAGUAGAAAGCAAGGAUGAGAAGAGAUCAGCAGAAGUUAGUCCGCAGGAUGAGAAGCAGGAGGAAAAGGCAUCAAUGCUUUGCUUCAAGAGAAGAAAGAAAUCAUUCAAAGCAAUGAAGCCCAAAGCUGGCACAGAUGCUGUUGAUGUGGCAAGGAAGUGUCCUUCAGGAGCAGGGGCUUCUGAUCAGCCACAGCCCCCAGGAGGGGCCUGGGCCUCAAUAAAACGUCUUGUAACACACAGGAAAAGGUCAGAUUCUUCAAAGAAGCAAAAGUCCUUUGAGGCUAAAGUGCAACCUGAAAUCAAUACUGAGGAUGCUAAUCUUUCUAAGAAAAAGGCAAAAUCCAGACUCAGGAUUCCCUGCAUAAAAUUCUCAAAAGGGGAGAAAAGAAGUCGUCAUUCUGAAAUUAUAGAAGAUGCAGACUGCAGCGUCAAUGUUCAGGGAAAGGCUGAAAGGUUGGAUACAAAAACUCCAACCCAAUCAGAUGACCAGGCAACAAAGACCAAGUUGGCCCAGGAUGUAACUGGAGAUGUCUCACAACAAAGGGGUGAUGAAGUCUGUGAAUCAAAUGUGAACAACAGCAGAACUUCUCCUGGAGAGAAAGUGAUUUCAGUAGAACUUGGGUUAGACACUGGGCAUUAUGCUCUUCAAACAGGAACUCAAAUCCUUGAAAAAGACAUUGAAACAACAGAGGAAAAAACAAAUAUACAGCCCCAGCAAACAAGUCCAGUUGAAACUUCAGAAAUAGAACAUCAGCUACCAGUGGUUUCUGAUGCUCCCCCCUCACCUGCAAUCCCAGAUCAACAAAUUAUGGAGGAAGCUAGAAACAAUAUCCCAGAAAGUGGACCAAACUGGAAAGACUAUGAAAGUGGAGAAAUUGUAGCUGAAGAGAUUAAGCCAAAAGAUACUGAAUUGAGCCAGGAAUCAGAUUUUAAAGAAAUUGAGAUCAGUGCAGAGAAACCCAAAUCAGAAGAAAACAAAAGAAUGGAGCCAAUUGCUAUUAUUAUUACAGACACUGAAAUUAGUGAAUUUGAUGUUAAGAAAUCUAAAAAUGUCCCUAAGCAAUUCUUAAUUUCAAUUGAAAAUGAGGAAGUAGGGGUUUUUGCUGAGUGUGGUUUUGAGGGUAGAACUUCAGAACAAUAUGAAACACUCUUAAUAGAAACAGCUUCUUCUCUUGUCAAGAAUGCUAUCCAGUUGUCUAUAGAACAGCUGGUUAACGAAAUGGCCUCUGGUGAUAAUAAAAUAAACAAUCUUCUCCAGUGA